This is a messenger RNA of Cantharellus anzutake, 1884 nucleotides long. Its product is annotated as methylenetetrahydrofolate reduct. Gene Ontology annotation, cellular component: cytosol. Gene Ontology annotation, molecular function: methylenetetrahydrofolate reductase [NAD(P)H] activity; FAD binding. Gene Ontology annotation, biological process: tetrahydrofolate interconversion. The record is from RefSeq and is a predicted model, not a curated record. The transcript is spliced from 7 exons. Lineage: Eukaryota; Fungi; Basidiomycota; Agaricomycetes; Cantharellales; Hydnaceae. Bases 1 to 1884 code for a protein of 627 amino acids.
AUGAAGAUCUCAGCUAAAAUUUCUGAAGCGGAGAAGGAAAAACGUGUGUGGUGGUCGUUCGAGUAUUUUCCUCCUAGAACUGCUCAGGGCUUGCAAAACUUAUUGGAUCGCAUUGAGCGCAUGAGGGGAUGGGGCCCUGAGUUCAUAGACAUCACAUGGAAUGCUGGUGGACGCACAUCAGACUUGUCAUCGGAACUUGUUCGGACUUGUCAGAGUUUAAUUGGCAUUGAGACUUGCAUGCAUCUUACCUGUACCAACAUGCCUGAGGAGAAGGUUGAUAUAGCAUUGAAAGAAGCCAAGGCCCAUGGAUGCCGUAAUAUACUCGCUCUGCGCGGCGACCCACCAGCAGGCCAAGAUCACUGGUCGUCCGUCGAAGGAGGAUUUGAACAUGGUAUAGAUCUUGUUCGCCACAUUCGCACGCAAUACGGCGACUACUUCGACGUUGCCGUCCCCGGAUUUCCUCAACAAAUCACACUACCCCCCGAAGAAUUCGCUCAGGAACUCAAAUGGCUGAAGGAGAAGAUUGAUGCUGGGGUUAAUCUCAUCUUCACCCAAAUGUUCUAUGAUGUCGAUAUCUUCAUUAGAUGGGUAAAGGCUGUCCGCGACGCGGGCAUCACCAUCCCUAUCAUCCCCGGAAUUAACCCGAUCCAAACUUGGAACGGUUUCCUCCGUGCCACUCAGCUGGCGCAAACCAUCAUUCCUCAAUCCUACCUCAACGUGUUGGAGCCAAUUAAAAACGACGACGAACGAGUGCGAGCAGAGGGGAUAAAGUUGGUUUCUAGAUUGUGUCGUGACAUUCUGUCUGCCAAUAUCGGUAUCUCUGGCUUGCACUUCUAUACCAUGAACCUUGAAAGGGGCACAAAGAUGUUGCUUCAAGAACUGGAGCUUGUUCCUAGGGUGGAAGUCAUCAGACCGUUGCCCUGGCGUCAGUCUCUCACCCCUUCUAGACGAACCGAAACUAUCCGUCCUAUUUUCUGGGCGAAUCGGACCCAGUCGUACUUGUCACGAACAGAAAAUUGGGAUGAGUACCCGAAUGGCCGUUUUGGGGAUGCACGCAGUCCGGCGUUCGGCGAACUUGACGGAUACGGCGUAUGGAUAAAGCAGACGAAAGACCAAGCCGCUGAGAUCUGGGGACAUCCUGUCUCAAUCGCUGAAAUCAACGAUUUAUUUGCCAAAUUCUGUAUCGGAGAGGUCAAAGCUCUUCCAUGGUCUGAUCAGCCACCAUCUGCUGAAACCAGAGUCAUCGCGUCGCAGCUUGCACGAGUCAACACUUUGGGUUACCUCACAAUCAACUCCCAGCCGGCAGUGAAUGGUGUACACAGUGGCGACCCAGUGCAUGGGUGGGGUCCCACUAACGGAUAUGUCUACCAGAAGGCGUACCUUGAAUUUUUCGUAUCUCCAUCUCAGCUCAAUACUUUGAUAUCGCGUAUCUCACGAGAGCCUUUGAUGACCUACUACGCCAUCAACAACCAAGGCGACCUGAGAACGAACAACCACUCAGAUGGCCCGAAUGCGGUGACAUGGGGUGUUUUCCCUGGGAAGGAAAUCCUUCAACCCACAAUUGUUGAAGCUGUGUCAUUCAUGGCUUGGAAGGAUGAAGCUUUUGAGCUCGGCCGACAAUGGUCGCGACUUUAUGAACCUGACUCACCCACCCAUAAACUUAUCAGCGAAAUAAUGGACACCUAUUUCCUAGUGAACGUUGUUCAUAACGACUUCAAGGACACUAACCUUAUCUUUGAACCGUUCUUGAUGGACGAGAAGCUCGCAAAGGUUGACUGUGAUGUGAUUCCGAAUGGCGGUACAACGAAUCAUCUAGACAUUUCAAAACCAAGCGGUUUGGACAAAAUUAUCAAUGAUGUUGCUCGUGGACUAGUUUUAUCUUAA